GGUGACCUCGGCGCCGCCGCAACCAUGGGCCGCGCGUUUGGGCAUCUGAUGAGGGUGCAGCAUGUGAUCACCUACAGCUUGUUGCCGUUCGAGCAGCGCGCCUUUCCGCACUACUUCAGCAAGGGCAUCCCCAACAUGCUGCGCCGCACUCGGGCAUGCAUCCUUCGUGUCACGCCGCCAUUUGUAGUGUUUUAUCUUGUCUACACAUGGGGAACACAAGAGUUUGAGAAAUCCAAGAGGAAGAAUCCAGCUGCCUAUGAAAACGACAAAUGAGCAACUCAUCUGGAUAAUGGUUCCUUGUCUCUGAAAGACCCUUCUCUGGGAGAGAUGUCUACAUUGUAGUGUCUUGAAGACACAAUAAACUUAUUAUAGGCUGCAUUGUUGUGAUUUUGAGUUUUGUGUGAGCAGAACCCUUGGAUGUG
Molecule: messenger RNA, 422 nt
Organism: Hippopotamus amphibius kiboko
Lineage: Eukaryota; Metazoa; Chordata; Mammalia; Artiodactyla; Hippopotamidae
Product: cytochrome b-c1 complex subunit 8-like
Exons: 1
Coding region: 25-273 (82 amino acids)
Biological process (GO): mitochondrial electron transport, ubiquinol to cytochrome c
Source: RefSeq, a predicted model, not a curated record